Molecule: messenger RNA, 6249 nt
Organism: Anopheles marshallii
Lineage: Eukaryota; Metazoa; Arthropoda; Insecta; Diptera; Culicidae
Gene: ca
Exons: 9
Coding region: 1-6249 (2082 amino acids)
Source: RefSeq, a predicted model, not a curated record
AUGGCUUCGCUAAAAGAUUGGGACGUGCUUCGCCUAUCGACACUAAUCACAAACGUGAAUGCGAAACUAUCGGCAAGUAUCAGAAUCGACCAGGAGUAUCAGCUAUUGUGUCUCGUGCGACAGAAUGAUCAGAUAUUGUUCCGGUACAUUGAUCGCCACGGCGAAGUGCAUCUGAUGCUGCUGUGUUGGUUCGCAGAGAAUCAGAAGAAAAUCCAGGACGUGUGCUUCGAUAAUGCUGGUACACGUUUGUUGGUGUUUUGCUAUGACAACACGCUGCACAUUGUUCCAGCGCUGGCAAUUUGUGAUAAAUCCUUCGAAGAUGGUAAACGAGCCCCCGAGAUUACCUCUUUCAUUGUUCCCUUCAUAGGGCCGCAUGAGUGCCCAAAUCCCCAAACCUGUCCCAACAAUUCGCACAACAAUCAUCCACAACCAGUCUCGUCGCACCGUUCGUCAGUUGCUUCCGAGGCCAGCCUUAAGGGUACGGGAGCGAGCGGAGGCAGCCCUGCGUCGGAACCGAACGUUAUCUUUGAUGCACCGACGAUUAAAAAGUCUAGCUCCACCUACACGACGCACAAGAUCGAUGAAAUCUUCUCACUCAACAGUAUCUACCGAAAAUUAUUUCUUGAGCAACUGGAAAGGGCCCGCCAGGAAGAGAAUGCAAAUCGUAGCAUAUCGGCCACCGGAACCGACACACCAAUCGCAAUGCAAACGAUCGAAGAUUUCUUCGCCGAAGGGUGUCAGCUGAAGGAAGGUAUGGGCUUGACCGGGGACACAGCAUCCAAGUCGUCCACGCCGCAAGAAACGUUCUCCAUUAGUUCCAGUUUGGAAUCGACGGCAUCAUUAUCCUGUCCGUAUCCCACGUGCUGCAGCUGGUGGAAGACGCUGGCCAAUGAACCGCGAGCUAUUUUAGGUUAUUCGGAUGGUUCGAUAUGUGUUGUGGGUCUUAUGCCAAAUUGUUCCUUCCUCGGGGACACCAACUGUGAGCGAGGAUCGAUCGAAAAGCUUAUUAUCUGCCAGGAUAACAGCAUGGAAACGAUCAGUCUGAUGAUAAAUACCUCUACCAAAGAGCAAUGGAAGCUGCUUCUGGAGCAAAAAUCCAUUAAGUAUACUUUUCCCGGUGUCAUCACUCCGACGUCGGUGCAAGAUCUGAAAUCAGAGCUGCUGAAAUCACUGUCAACCGACGGUACCGAAAGCGAUGAUCGUUCCGUACCGAUAGAAGACUGGCAAAUUGUGCUAUCAUUACCAAAAGACGGUGAAUCCGCUAGUGGAAGUCAGCAACGUCAACCCGGUUCAAGUUUGCCGCAAAACAACGAUGGCGAUAGCAAUGAUUCGAGCCCUAACAGCUCGGAACCACCUUCGGGUGACGAUUUCGAAAAGGUAGAAAACGAAUCCGUCGCGGACGGAAGCGACAAGGCAGGUCAACAGCAGGGCGCCCUACCCAAACUGUUCCCGGCGGCUAAAGCCCGGCUGCUGUCGUUGCGCGAUCUGGGCGCGAAGAAAAUUGGCACGCUGAAGCUUAAACUGUCGGAAAGUCGAAUCCGUGCGAAGGAACGCGAAAAGUACAAGGAACAGGCGGCUAAUCUGGCUGUGAUGGAACUGCCCGGAAUGUAUCCGGAAAUACUCACAACCCCUGCCGGCCCGUACUUCGUGGUGCAGCAUUUGGAUGGGAAAUACUUGCUCAGUGCGCUCCAUUCCUACUCGGACACACUGUCCGUGCACAGUAUGGACAUAAGCUUGAUACCGCUUCACAUCUACAAGCUGCCAAAGCAGUGCCAUACAACGUUGCUGACCAAGAAUGUGCUGUACGUACUGCACAGCUUGCCGACGGAAGAAUUAAUCGACACACCGCCGGAGGAACCUUCGGAAACGAAAUUGGAUGGAAAUAAUUCGCCGGAUGAGACUAGCAGCAGCAUUACUGAUACGGGCGCACCGAAUACAGUCAGCGUUGUCAGUUGCAAGAUAGCUGCAAUGAAGAUGGGCGACGAUUGCGAUUUCAACGAGCACUCGCUGUUGGGUGUGUUCCAUUUUCGGGAUGAGCGUGUUCUUGACAUUCAUCGUAUGUCCGCUUGUGGUCAGAAAGUGGAUAGUGCCAUGCAUCCAACGGCGACAUCCGGUUCCGAAGCUGAUCAGCAACAGCCAACUGGUUCGAACGCCGUGGACACGAACGAAGGCCGAUCGAUCUUUCAAAAGUCGGCCGUUUCGAACUAUCUCCGAAUUCAACGUGGAUUACGUAUGGAGCGCAAGCUGGAUAUGUCGGAGCAGCAGGUGAUGGCAGAAGAAUUUCCGACCAUUGAGUUCGAUCAAGCGCUGAUCGUUACCGAUCGGAACCUGUACUCGGUUGAGCUGGCGGAAUGUGGGAAAAAUUUGUUCCUUAAUCUCGCGCACAAGAGUAUUUGGGCUGCUUGUGAAGAUUUCUGUGCUACGUUCGGUCUUCCGUUGGCAAGCUGUAUCGAGUACGCCGGGGAUGUUCUGUUGCGAAGGAAACGCAUCUCCGAAGCGCUGAUGACGUACAACGUGGCCCGACUGUCGCCGAUGAAGACGGCCUUGAAGCUGGCACUGGCAAAUGAAAGCAAAGCGCUGAUGAAACUGUCCGCUAUGGCGUUGCGCAACUCGCACAUUAUCAAUAGUCAGUUCCUGAUGCACGACGUCAUGCGACAGCUGGUCGAUGAGGCACACCUCGGGAACGUAGUAUAUGAUUCUUUGAUGAAUCUCAAUUCUCGAACAACUCUGAAACCCAUCAACACCGGAGCACAGUGCAGUGACUUUUCGUACGAUAACGACGACGUGAUGUUGGAUGUGCAGAUUUCACCUUCCGACCAAUUCCAUCUGUCGAAUCUGAUGUUCCUGACGCUUUGUGAGCGCUGUACGGUGGAUAAGAAUUACAUCCCGCUGUGGAACUAUAUCGUCACGAACAGCAAAUAUCAUACGAGCUUAGCGUGCAUAAUGCUAGCCCACGGGAAACUCUACUCGACAGCGGUGCUGCUUGCGAUGACGCGCGGAACCUGUCUGGACGUUUUCAGCUGUCUCGUAGGCACUUGGGAGCAAACGAUUGCCGAAACGCCGGCAGCAACACCGGCCGAAACGAACGCGUUUGUGUACAACCUGUCGAACGAGCUGUUCAUGGAGUGUUUGAUCUAUCUGCAAGACUAUACGAUCAACUACUUCCAGCUCAUACGCAAAUAUCUCGACGUGUUCGACAUCAACGUACUGGAACGUUUGAUCCACCAGCUGAACCCGUUCCAUCCCGUGUAUCGUACACUGAUGCAUCGACUAUCGAACCACGAAAGUACUGCGAAGGAACCGUCCGGGCGACAUUUGCUGUUCUUCUGCAAGGCGCUGAUCGAAACGUUUCUUGCCGUAGCGAUACGGGCCCAACAGUUGAAAAUGCACCACGAUGGAUCGUUCCUGAAUGCGCUCAAGCACGUACGGGUGCAUCAUGAGGAGCGUGCGAUCGAGAUGCGUUUGGCACGGUUUUCACCGAUCGCUACCGGGUUCUUUCAUUCGGCGGCAGUCGUUAACCAUGCGGCUUAUAUUUGGGGCUCGAACGGCGUUAACUGUGCGCUUAGUCGUACCGCUCUGCAAGGGGAUGCGAUUGGACCGAAUGGACAACCACCGGCCCUUAGCUUCUUGCGUCAGAUCGAGCUUGAUGUGCUUGCUGUACAGUGUGGUCGGCUUCAUACUCUGUUUCUCACCAGCAAUGGGCUGUAUGCAAUGGGAGCCAACAAUCUGGGUCAGCUCGGGAUCGGCAAACAUGUGAUUAACGCACUGCAGCCAAUGCUCGUGAAUACACUGGAUGGAAAAGGGAUUACCCAUUUCGCUGCCGGGCAGUAUCAUAAUGCGGUUGUGGCUAAUGGAUUAUUGUAUACUUGGGGAUGGGGCGUAUUUGGGCAGCUUGGACAUGGCACGGUGAACGAUUGCAACAAACCAAAGAUUGUGGAUUUUUUCCGAAAUAAGAAAAUUCUACAAAUUGCGCUAGGUCAUGCCCACACUAUGGUGUUGUGCCGUGGCCAGCAAGAAACUCACAGCAGCCUGUACGUGUUCGGUUCCAACCAUUAUGGACAGUUGGGUUUGGGACAGGAAGAUCCAUUUGGCAUAACCGUUGACACGCGCAAUGGCAAAUCAUUCUUGAUCUCCCUUACUCCACGCAAAGUUCUGCUAGACGAAGAGAUAUCAGUUAUCAACACCAAACUUUUUGUGAAUCUCGUCUUGACAACCACAAACAGGCUGUACACCUGGGGAUCUUCACCGCAAGCGUUACGUUUGGCCACGCAGGCAAGAAAGCGGGCAAAAUCCUCCAACACUAGCAAGAGCGGUAGCUACUCAAAGUUCAGCUCCAUUUUAAGGUCGGCAUCAAAGUUCCACUCAACGGAAGCAGCUUCAAACGAGCCGGAAUCUUCCUCGGUGGAACACAAAGCACAACAACCGACAGAGGACGAUUCGGGCAAGGAAAACGAUUCCACUGUAACUGGUGGAGAAUCAAGUGAAAAAGAGGAAGCAGUCGUUGCAGAACAGCAAAUCGACGUCCAGCAGUCCGACGAUGACACUGUUGCAGGACAAUCAGACAGCAGUAUUAUUAUACCGGAGAUAAAGAUAACGGACGAUAGUCCGGCGACCAAUGAAAAGCUCGCAUCGGCAAAUGAGUCGGAUGAUAAAGCGGCUGUCAACUCUGGUGAGGAAGCAAUGGAGCAUCUUUUCCCGUCAUUUGUCGAUACUUCGCUGGUGGAGGGAAGAAUUGUUAAGAUUUCGAGCGGAUUGUAUCAUUUUGCGAUCGUAACAGAGGACGGGUCCAUUUACACCUGGGGCAAAAACAUAGAACGUCAGCUGGGUCGUGAAGGUGGUCGCAAUGAGGUGCUUAUACCGACCCGCCUGGAGAUGGUGGACAAUGUGGAGCACGUAGAGUGUGGUGCCGAUUUUACUCUCAUCAUGACGAAGGAACAUCUAGUGAAGGCUUGGGGCAAUAACAAUAUGGGCCAGUGCGCCAAAGAGAUUAAUCUCGAUCGUACCGGAAUUCCGGGCAAGUUGGUGCGGUUGCCGAUCUCGAACCGUGUCGUUCGGAUCCCGGACAGCUCCCAGUUUAUCGAGGCACCGUACGAGGUGAAGCUGCCGGCAAACGAUGGGCUCGGAUAUGACGAAUCGCUACGGUUCCUGAAAUCGAUGCCGAAGUUUAGGCGUUCGUUCGUGAUAAAGAGUGUCCUGGAGAAGCAGAUCAGCAAUAAUAUUUCGACAAUAAGCUCAAGUCUGAACGAUGUUAGUAAUGCCGAGGUGGACGAUGUGGUUGGUGAGCUACCGGACGCGUUGGGCGAAGGAAAGGCGUUCUCAUUGCAGCUGCAGCAGCAUCACGCUAACAGUGCCAUGUCUUCGUUGCAAUCGGUUUCGUACGCUACAUCACCGACUUCGCUGGCUUUGGAUGAGGAGGAGGAUGAAGAGGAUGUGGAUGAGGAUGAAGAAGAGGAUGGUGAGGUGGACAUGGUUGAGGAAUCGGAGGGAAGAGGAACUAACGGUGGAGCGGAUCGCUCGAUGGACACGUCGCGUCUGUUUAACGAGCGCCAUUUGCUGGGCAAUGAUUUCAUUCACUAUUGCCUGUACAUCUUUCACGGUUUGUACAGCCAGGACGAUGUGCUGGAGUUGACCAAACGUGGGUCCGAGUAUCAUAUCCGCAUGCUGAUGCUGAACUACGAUUACGUGGAAGCGUUCCGGCUAAUACUGGAGAUGCGCUCGUCGUCACUGUCGUCAUCCGCGUCGACAGCGGCGAUAGCCUGCCAAAUGCAAAACAUGGUCAAAAUCUUCGAGUACUUCACGAAAGACUCCAACAUUAUACCGAUGGAGAUGGGCAACAUCAAGUACUUCAUCUACGAACUGUUUAUGUUCUUCAUUCGGCACAAUUUAAACGUGGAUGUGCUGGAGGAAUUCUUUCUGCGCAAUCUCGAUUGCUACCUGGUGCAGCUGGCAUCCGUGCUGUACUUUAACAAUUUGAACAAUCUGCUAACGUCGUCACGAUUAGCCGCGACCGGUGGUGCCGGAAUCGAUACGGAGGUGCUGGCACUGGAGCGUAAGCUGCUGGACAAGUUCAACAACAACAAUGGCAAUCCAUUGCUGACCGGGGAACUUUUUGGGCAUGGGGCAAGAACAUCCGGCGGCCAGGUGAUGCGUAAGCUCGAAAACACGGACACUAUAUGUAAGGUCUUGAGCACCACCUUCAAUGUUACCGUUUGCCAGAAACUGCUGGAACACUUUGACCGCUUCAAAUGA